AUGGCGCCGCCUGUACCGCUUUUAGCAGUCAGAGGGUCGGACGGUACGAGGCUCCUCGACGGUCCCCCGACCUACCAAGAGCACGCCGCCUUUCCCAGUUUUAAGGAGGUAUUUUUGCAGGACCCUCACCCGUGCCGGUGCCUGACAUUUAGCCGCGACGGUUCACUCUUGGCCUGGUGCAAUGGCAAAAGCGUGUCAGUGGCGCGGACGUCGGACGGUUCCUCGGUGGCCACCUUGGAGCUCCCCAAGACGACGCUGUUGGAAUUCUCGCCGCUGGGCAACGUUCUGGUCACCUGGCAGCCGUACACAAAAAGCGCCGACGCGGCCCAAGGCGAGCCCAACCUUCGGCUGUGGAAGCUCCCCGGCGCCGGCCCGCUAAAGGCUUUCUUUCAGAAGAAAGCGGAGGCCUGGUGUCCCAGCUGGUCCGCCGAUGAGAAAAUGGCCGUCAGGAUGGUCAGCAACGAGCUGCACUUCUUCGAGGACAACAAUUUCGACGUGAUCGCCAGCAAGCUUCUCGUGCUCAAAGUUUCCAACUUUGAGCUUUCGCCGGGGAGCCAUCCGGGCAAGGUUUGCGUGUACGUCCCGGGCAGCAAAGGAGGGCCGUCCUUGGUGCGCAUCUUCCAGUACCCGAACUGGGGCGCCGCGCUGGCCACCAAGAGUUUCUUCAAAGCGGACCGUGUCAGCAUGCUGUGGAACAACAAAGCGUCAGCCGCGCUGGUGACGGCGAGUACAGAGGUGGACAAGAGCGGAGCGUCCUACUAUGGCGAACAGACGCUGCACUACCUCAACGUCGGCGGAGAGACGGCGCUCGUGCAGCUGCCCAAGAACGGUCCCGUCUACGACGUGGCGUGGAGUCCUAACUCGAGCGAGUUCUGCGUGGUGUACGGCUUCAUGCCGGCAAAGGCCACCGUCUUCAACCUCAAGUGCGACGCCGUCUUCGACUUCGGGACCGGACCGCGGAACGCCGUCUACUACAGCCCCAAGGGUAACAUCCUGGUCCUCGCGGGAUUCGGGAAUCUCCGCGGCCACAUGGAAGUUUGGGAUGCCAAGAAGUACAAACAGGUGUCGAAAUUGCAAGCGGAAAACUCCACGCACUUUUCCUGGUGUCCGGACGGCGAGCACGUGCUGACGGCCACGUGCUCGCCGCGCCUGCGCGUGGGCAACGGCUUCCAGGUGCGCCACUACUCGGGCGGCGUGGCGCACGCUCACGAGACGCCCGAUGGCGCGGAGCUGUGGGAGGCUCGCUGGCAGCCCUUCCCCGAGGGGACAUUCCCCGAGCGGCCGGUGGCGAGUGCCCGGCCCGGCGGCGAGCCGGCCGCCACCCCCGCCCUGGCCUACCGGCCGCCCGCCCUCAGACACCUCCCGGCCGCGCCCACUUCAAAGCUGCACGAGGAAGAAGCGCCUCAGAACGCGCGCGGUCCCGACAAGAUUCUGUCUAAAGCGGCGCUGAAGAAUCAGAAGAAACGAGAAGCGCGAAAAGCCGCCAAGCAGGAGAACAAGCCCGAGGCGGAGCCUCCCUCGGACCCCGCGCCCGUCGCCCGACCGUCGGAGACCGGCGGCGACCCCGAAACAGACAAGAAAAUCAAGAACGUCAAGAAGAAGUUGAAAGCCAUCGAGGAGCUGAAGGAGCAACAAGCGGCGGGGAAAGUUCUGCAGAAGAACCAGCUGGAAAAGAUGCAGAAGGAGGAGCAGCUGCUGGAUGAGCUGAAACACUUGGAGCUGCACUCGCUUUGA
This is a messenger RNA of Nerophis lumbriciformis (worm pipefish), 1734 nucleotides long. Lineage: Eukaryota; Metazoa; Chordata; Actinopteri; Syngnathiformes; Syngnathidae. The record is from RefSeq and is a predicted model, not a curated record.